GCCAUCCGGAACUGUCAUAGUCCAGCAAAUAGUCCCGAAUUGUGGCGUCGGGCACAACCUGGAACAUCCUGCAAAGGGAGAGCUCUUUCACCGCAUUUACUGCAGGUGAUGUGUUUGUUUCUGAUUCCGUGAUCCGAAUAACACUUGCAAAGUGAUCGAAUGCCAGGGUCACCCAUGCUUGAAGGUGACUUAGUUGUCUUUCAUCAAUGCUGAAAGACAUCGUUCCUCACCACUCCAACCCCCUAAAUCCCCAUCUGUUCCACUAGCGUCUACCGCUUACCCUUCGGCGUGGAGUGCCACACGGUACGUACUCUGCUUACUGACAUGACUCGAGUUCGUGAUUUUGCUCACCGUGUGACAUCCAUGAUCAGUAAUCUGAGGAUAGGCAGGUCAUGGAUGCAGCGAGGCAUCCCCAGCUCACCUGCCCCCUUUUGCCUCUGUUCAAGGGGAACAACCUUGCUUAUCUUUAGGUGUGCGAUACCGGUAUAGUCUGAAGUUGUCGUAAGAGUAUUAUUUCAGAUGCCGAUGAUAUGGUACGCAUGGCUUAGCGAAUCAUAUUACUUCUCCUUUGCUUUUCUGUCCUUCCAGACAUCAGCAAGAAGUUGAGGGGCCAUCACCGUGCAUGUAACCCUCCAUGAACGUGGUAUCCGGUCGAUCAUCGUUUGGUAGAUCUUAAUCUAUACGAGGCUCGGGCUCCGCAACAAAUCCCGCAACAAAUAGAGCACAAGAUGUCGGAAUGAGGCAAUUCAAUGC
This is a messenger RNA of Aspergillus welwitschiae, 753 nucleotides long. RefSeq lists its product as uncharacterized. NCBI's taxonomy places the organism in Eukaryota, Fungi, Ascomycota, Eurotiomycetes, Eurotiales, Aspergillaceae. The record is from RefSeq and is a predicted model, not a curated record. The transcript has a single exon. The coding region runs from base 325 to 489 and encodes 54 amino acids.